Molecule: messenger RNA, 807 nt
Organism: Encephalitozoon intestinalis ATCC 50506
Lineage: Eukaryota; Fungi; Microsporidia; Unikaryonidae
Exons: 1
Coding region: 1-807 (268 amino acids)
Source: RefSeq, a predicted model, not a curated record
AUGAAGCUUAGCCUGACGGAGCAGGAGGAAGUUAUGAAGGAGUUUUCCGACCCUGUGGAGUUCAUAAGGGAGUAUGUGGAUGUUUAUGAAAAGCAAAGAAAUGUGCCUGUAAAAGUGUAUUUAGAGGACAUUUCAUAUUACGAGAGGUUUGAACCAAUUUUUCUUGAUCUUGUGAUAGGAAGGGCACUUUCCGAGGGAUCUUCUGACCUGAAUCUCCCGGAGGUGGAGGAACUGCUGCAUGAGUUCUGUAAAAAAGAGUUUUAUGACGAAAGAUUCUAUCUUGAAUGUACUCUGGUCCUUAUCAAGGGAAUAGCAAUAUUGAUAGACAGGGUGGAUCAAGAGGUGCAAAGACAGAAUUUUAAUAACCUCCGGUAUCUGUAUUACUACACAACAGAGCCGAUUGAUCUAACACGGAUGCUUGUUGAUCCCUAUACAAGAUACAUUGAGGAUCCGCAGAUCCUGGUUAGCAGGAUGGCAGAGCUCCGGAGGACCGUGGAGUUUGUAAAUAAGCAGGUGAAGGGGGUUGGAAGCUCAUUUCUUGCAAAAGACAGCCGACUGAAAGACAGAAUGAAUCUGUCUGAAGGGAUUCUGGGGCAAAAAAGAAUAGACGACUACAAGAUCGAGGAUGUGUAUGGUAGUAUAUUUGAUCUUCUCAUGGUGAAAGCCACGGGGAUGGAGGUGGAGCUAGGGUAUGUAUACAUAAUGGGUUUCUGUAGUGAAUUUCUUGUAUCUGAGCUUGGAGACGAGGAGUCUAUUCUCCGUCUGAAAGAGUAUGCAAACAGUCUGCUGAGCAAAAAAGAAGCAUAA